AUGAGUGCGGCGGACAAGGUGAAGCCGGCGGCCAGCCCGGCGUCGGAGGAUCCCUCCGCCAUCGCCGGCAACAUCUCCUACCACGCGCAGUACAGCCCCCACUUCUCGCCGCUCGCCUUCGGCCCCGAGCAGGCCUUCUACGCCACCGCCGAGAGCGUCCGCGACCACCUCCUCCAGAGAUGGAACGACACGUACCUGCAUUUCCACAAGACGGAUCCCAAGCAGACCUACUACCUGUCCAUGGAGUACCUGCAGGGCCGCGCGCUCACCAACGCCGUCGGCAACCUCGCCAUCACCGGCGCCUACGCCGACGCCCUGAAGAAGUUCGGCUACGAGCUCGAGGCCAUCGCUGGACAGGAGAGAGAUGCGGCUCUGGGAAAUGGUGGCUUGGGCAGGCUUGCAUCUUGCUUUUUGGAUUCAAUGGCAACGCUGAACUUGCCUUCUUGGGGCUAUGGCCUUCGUUACCGUUAUGGCCUGUUCAAGCAGCGCAUUGCCAAGGAGGGCCAAGAAGAAAUCGCUGAAGACUGGCUUGAUAAGUUUAGCCCAUGGGAGAUUGUCAGGCAUGAUGUUGUAUACCCAAUCAGAUUUUUCGGCCAUGUCGAGAUUUCGCCAGAUGGAAAGCGGAAAUGGGCCGGUGGAGAAGUUCUGAACGCUUUAGCGUAUGAUGUGCCAAUUCCUGGGUACAAGACAAAAAAUGCAAUCAGUCUUCGCCUUUGGGAUGCAACAGCUACUGCUGAGGAUUUCAACUUAUUUCAGUUCAAUGAUGGCCAGUAUGAGUCAGCUGCUCAACUUCACUCGAGGGCACAGCAGAUAUGUGCUGUUCUCUAUCCUGGUGAUGCUACAGAAGAAGGGAAGCUUCUGAGAUUAAAGCAGCAGUAUUUCCUUUGCAGCGCAUCACUUCAGGAUAUUAUUUUCAGAUUUAAAGAAAGAAAAGCUGACAGAGUUUCAGGGAAGUGGAGUGAGUUCCCUUCCAAAGUUGCUGUUCAAAUGAAUGACACUCACCCAACUCUUGCCAUCCCUGAGCUAAUGAGGUUGCUUAUGGACGUGGAGGGACUUGGUUGGGACGAAGCCUGGGCUGUCACAAAUAAGACGGUUGCUUACACCAAUCACACAGUUCUUCCUGAAGCUCUCGAGAAAUGGUCACAGGCUGUAAUGAGGAAAUUGCUUCCACGUCACAUGGAAAUCAUUGAGGAAAUUGACAAGCGGUUUAGAGAAAUGGUAAUCUCCACCCGGAAGGAUAUGGAGGGAAAGAUCGAAUCGAUGAGGGUUUUAGAUAACAAUCCCCAGAAGCCAGUAGUGCGGAUGGCGAAUUUGUGUGUUGUGGCUGGGCAUACGGUGAAUGGAGUGGCCGAGUUGCACAGCAACAUCUUGAAACAAGAGCUGUUUGCAGAUUAUGUCUCUAUUUGGCCUAACAAAUUCCAGAACAAAACUAAUGGAAUUACACCACGUAGAUGGCUCCGUUUUUGCAACCCCGAGCUGAGUGAAAUAGUCACGAAAUGGUUAAAAACAGAUCAGUGGACAAGCAACCUUGAUCUUCUCACCGGGCUUCGGAAAUUCGCAGAUGAUGAAAAACUACAUGCUGAGUGGGCAGCAGCCAAGCUGGCCAGCAAAAAGCGCUUAGCCAAGCAUGUGUUGGAUGUGACUGGUGUUACAAUUGAUCCAAAUAGCCUUUUCGAUAUACAAAUUAAACGCAUCCACGAAUACAAGAGACAGCUGUUGAACAUUUUGGGAGCUGUGUACAGAUAUAAGAAGUUAAAGGAAAUGAGCGCAGAAGAGAGGAAGAAGGUUACACCACGCACUGUCAUGGUAGGAGGGAAAGCAUUUGCAACAUACACCAAUGCUAAAAGAAUAGUGAAAUUGGUAAAUGAUGUUGGUGCUGUGGUGAACAAUGAUGCUGAUGUCAACCAAUAUCUGAAGGUGGUGUUCAUUCCAAACUACAACGUAUCAGUGGCUGAAGUGCUCAUUCCUGGCAGUGAACUGUCACAGCACAUUAGUACUGCAGGCAUGGAAGCAAGUGGAACAAGUAACAUGAAGUUCUCUCUGAAUGGCUGUGUUAUCAUUGGAACUCUGGAUGGAGCCAAUGUUGAAAUCAGAGAAGAAGUAGGGCAAGACAACUUCUUCCUUUUCGGUGCCAAAGCAGAUCAGAUUGCUGGUCUGAGGAAGGAAAGGGAAGAUGGCUUGUUCAAGCCAGACCCACGCUUUGAAGAAGCCAAACAGUUUAUCAGGAGUGGUGCUUUCGGCACCUACGACUACACUCCUCUCUUGGAUUCCCUUGAAGGGAACACUGGAUUUGGGCGUGGUGACUACUUCCUUGUUGGCUAUGACUUCCCAAGCUACAUUGACGCACAGGCCCGGGUUGAUGAAGCCUACAAGGACAAGAAGAAAUGGAUCAAGAUGUCCAUCUUGAACACGGCUGGAAGCGGCAAGUUCAGCAGCGACCGCACCAUCGACCAAUAUGCGAAGGAGAUCUGGGGCAUUUCGGCUUGCCCUGUUCCAUGA
Triticum turgidum subsp. durum (durum wheat) is the source of this 2499-nucleotide messenger RNA. Lineage: Eukaryota; Viridiplantae; Streptophyta; Magnoliopsida; Poales; Poaceae. The record is from the annotation of a GenBank genome assembly.